GUGUUGCGUGAUGCCCAUCUAUAACCUUCCCGGGUAACGGCUGAGGAUGCAGUUGCAGAAACAACAGAAACAAGAAUGUAAAGCUCACCUCUGCAGACACAUGGACUCCUCUGGAGAUUUAGCCGGCUGAAGGUCAACACACACACACACACACAUAUAUAUAUAUAUAGAUUAUCAUCAUGGAUUGCAUUCAGUUUGAAAAUGGAGAUGCCACAGCGGAGACGGAGGGGACUGUGAACACUGGGAAAGAUGAUACAAAUGAAGGCAAAGAAAAGCAUGAUGCAGGAACUGAAGUCCGUGUACAUAAGGCAUCCUUGGAGCCCAGUGUGCUUUCCACCAUUAGAAAGGAGAUCCAUUAUUUUGCCGGGCAUGAGAUCAGCAUAUGGGAGUCUCUCGAUUCAUUUGGUUCUGUCAUCUGGCCAGCAGCUCUGGCUCUGUGUCAAUACCUUGAGUCCAAUAAAGCAACAGUUGAUCUUGUUGACAAAGCAGUGCUAGAAAUUGGAGCCGGCACAGGUCUUGUGUCCAUCGUGGCCAGUCUGUUGGGUGCUUGGGUGACAGCAACUGACCUGCCUGAAGUCCUCGGGAACUUGAGAUGCAACCUGUCCAGAAACACACGGGGCCAUUGCAGAUACACGCCGCAGGUGGCGGAGCUCUCUUGGGGUUAUGAACUCAAUAAGACUUUCCCUCAUUCAGUGUACAGAUACGACUACAUAUUAGCAGCUGAUGUUGUCUAUCAUCAUGACUACUUAGCAGAAUUACUGGCCACUAUGCGCUUCUUCUGCCAGCAGGGCACAACCCUCAUAUGGGCCAACAAGACCCGCUUUGAUUCUGAUCUGGUGUUUGAGGAGAACUUCAAAAAAACGUUCAACGCCACCCUGCUGGCAGACAACGGAGAGGUCAAGAUUUACUCUGCCACCAGGAGAGUAGAAAGUAGACUAGUGAUGUCAGAAGAGACUAAAGGGGUUGCGAAGAAAGGAGUGGAUGAGUAUGAAACAGUCAAUAAAAAGACAAAGAAAGAGAUGAACGAAGGAAAGAUCAAACAGACAGAACAAAAGUUUGUACAACAGGAUCAAGAAUAUGAAAAGAAAGAUGAACAAUUUAGAGAAGAACAGGCUACAGGGUAUGUUGAUGUGGACAACCAGGAGGAAACAUUAAAGUUGGAGGAUGGAAAUUUGAACAAAAUCAAAGAUGAGGAGGACAACACAAUCCUUGAAACUGAACCUGAGGGUAGUGGAGAUGAAGACAGUGACGGCUGCUGUGAGAUGGAUUCAAAAUUUGUAGAGCAGAAAUCUGAAAGAAACCCAGAAAAUUAUAAACAAGAGGAGUACAAGAGAUCAUGGGCACCAACUAUUUACUACAGACCAUGGAAAGAAGUUCACAAUUUUUUGGGCCAGGAAAUUACAAUUCAGGAGUCCAUUGAUUCUUACGGAGCUACUAUAUGGCCAGCGGCACUUGCACUUUGCCGAUUCUUGGAAACACCUCAGGGUCGUCAACACAUUGAUUUACUCGACAAAUCAGUUCUUGAACUUGGGGCUGGAACCGGCUUACUUUCAGUUGUCAUCACGUUAUUGGGUGCCAAACUAACAGCCACAGAUUUACCCGAGAUUCUAAGUAAUCUGAGAUACAAUCUCAACAAGAACACGAGAGGCAGACGGAGACAUGAGCCCCUGGUAGCAGAACUCUACUGGGGUCACAAGCUGGAUGAGACCUACCCCAGAUCCACACACCAAUAUGAUUACGUGUUGGCGACUGAUGUGGUCUAUCACCACGACUUCCUGGCCGAGCUGCUGGUCACUAUGCGUCACUUUUGCCAGCAGGGAACUACUCUAGUCUGGGCAAACAAGGUUCGCUAUGCCUCAGAUCUGGACUUCAUCAACAACUUUCUUAGAUAUUUUGAAAUUACACUCCUUGAAGAGCUGGAUGAUGUGAAGAUUUAUGUAGCAACCAGCAAGACACCAGAGCAGGAAGGUGACCAUGUUCAAGAGAUGAACAAGGAAGAGGAGGACAAUGAUAAACUUGAGUCAAGCAAACAGUAUGCUGUGGAACAGAACUCUACAAGCGAGACAGGAAACAAAUGCGGAAGAAGUGGAACAUCUGGAGUGUGAUGAUACUCAGAGUUUAGAAAAUGGAUGGAGGAGAAACACAUAGACAAAGGAUUCCAGGAAUUUGUAAAAUCUGCAGUGGAAGAGGAAGAAGGUUAGGUUUGCAAAUGGUAGAGGACCAAUGCCAAUGUGUUUAUAGAAAGACUUAUUUGAAGGGAUACACUUAUUCUGUCUUUCCCUCAGCUGAACCUGCCAACCAGUGUUGGGAAUAACGCGUUACAAAAGUAAUGCAUUACAGUAACGGAUUACUUUUAGCUGUAAUGCAGUAGCGUAAGGCAUUACUAAUCAAUUUUCAGUAACAUUUUACUCUGUACAUGUUCAGUAAUGUUGUGUUCCAACACACUUUUAGCCCAAAAUUUAAUUGUUCAAAAAGAAACAAAAAAAAAAAAAAAAAACGGCAAAUCCGCGAGACAUUAACGAAUCACAAAUGGCACAAGUAAGUUAUAUUUCCUGUUCGUGGUCAGUCAAUAGCUGCAUGUGGUGUCCAAGUUUGUAAAUAAAAACUAAACGACAGCUUCUGA
Cyprinus carpio (common carp) is the source of this 2623-nucleotide messenger RNA. RefSeq lists its product as uncharacterized. Gene Ontology annotation, molecular function: protein-lysine N-methyltransferase activity. Gene Ontology annotation, cellular component: cytosol; cytoplasm. Lineage: Eukaryota; Metazoa; Chordata; Actinopteri; Cypriniformes; Cyprinidae. The record is from RefSeq and is a predicted model, not a curated record. Gene Ontology annotation, biological process: peptidyl-lysine methylation.